This is a messenger RNA of Castor canadensis (American beaver), 2079 nucleotides long. RefSeq names its product cannabinoid receptor 1 (gene Cnr1). Gene Ontology annotation, cellular component: membrane. The record is from RefSeq and is a predicted model, not a curated record. Gene Ontology annotation, biological process: G protein-coupled receptor signaling pathway. Gene Ontology annotation, molecular function: cannabinoid receptor activity. NCBI's taxonomy places the organism in Eukaryota, Metazoa, Chordata, Mammalia, Rodentia, Castoridae.
AGAGACAGAGCGCGAGCGGAGGGAGAGGCAGGGACCGCGCCAGCAGGGCGAGGCGACAGGCGCUCAGGCUGGCGGAGACGGGCGGCCCCACGCCGGGCCAGGCGGGGCGAGCGGGAGGACCCAGUGAAGAGCCCGGGAGAGGGGCGAGGCUCCCUGGCGGCCACAGCCGAGGGGGCGGCCAGUCCCUGUCGCUGUCGCGGGCGGGUGCUGGAGGCAGGGGAAGCCGGCGCGCGGACCGACUGACUUACUGACUGACCGCCGGAGGCACACCCCGCUCCGCCCCGGUCCACCUCGCACGUCCCAGCCUGGGCGCCGCCUCCCCCGUAAUCCCCCUGCCACCCGAUCCUUCUCCACUUCUUUAACGCCUCCGCCUCUCCCGGGCUCCCGCGGCGCGGGUGCCUUCCCCUGGCCCAGGCGGGGCGCCUCGGCUCCCCGCGGAGCUCUCCCUAGAGUCAGGGGGGACAUUACGUGCUAGAGGAGAGACAGCCCCUGAGCUGGGCCAGAGGUGCCCAGGGAGCUUCUGCCCCGAGGACCGGGGGAUGCGAAGGGGUUCCCUUCUGCCAACUCUUUCUCAGUCACUUUGAGUCUGGCCCAUUUGAAGACUGAGGUUAUGAAGUCGAUCCUAGAUGGCCUUGCAGAUACCACCUUCCGCACGAUCACCACAGACCUCCUCUACGUGGGUUCGAAUGACAUCCAGUACGAAGACAUCAAAGGCGACAUGGCAUCCAAAUUAGGGUACUUCCCACAGAAAUUUCCUCUGACAUCCUUCAGGGGCAGUCCCUUCCAAGAAAAGAUGACUGCAGGAGACACUCCCCAGAUGGUCCCAGCAGACACAGGGAACAUUACAGAAUUCUACAACAAGUCUCUGUCAUCCUACAAGGAAAAUGAUGAGAACAUCCAGUGCGGGGAGAACUUCAUGGACAUGGAGUGUUUCAUGAUUCUGAAUCCUAGCCAGCAGCUGGCUAUUGCCGUGCUGUCCCUCACACUGGGGACCUUCACGGUUCUGGAGAACCUGCUGGUGCUGUGUGUCAUCCUUCACUCCCGCAGCCUGCGCUGCAGGCCUUCCUACCACUUCAUCGGCAGCCUGGCGGUGGCAGACCUGCUGGGCAGUGUCAUUUUUGUCUACAGCUUCGUUGACUUCCAUGUGUUCCACCGCAAAGACAGUCCCAAUGUGUUUCUGUUCAAAUUGGGUGGGGUCACGGCCUCUUUCACCGCCUCUGUAGGCAGCCUGUUCCUCACAGCCAUCGACAGAUACAUAUCUAUUCACAGGCCCCUGGCCUAUAAGAGGAUCGUCACCAGGCCCAAGGCCGUGGUGGCCUUUUGCCUGAUGUGGACCAUAGCGAUUGUAAUCGCUGUGCUCCCUCUCCUAGGCUGGAACUGCAAGAAGCUUCAGUCUGUUUGCUCGGACAUUUUCCCACUCAUUGACGAAACCUACCUGAUGUUCUGGAUUGGGGUCACCAGCGUGCUGCUGCUAUUCAUCGUGUACGCGUACAUGUACAUCCUCUGGAAGGCCCACAGCCACGCAGUCCGCAUGAUUCAGCGUGGAACGCAGAAAAGCAUCAUCAUCCACACAUCAGAGGAUGGCAAGGUACAGGUGACCCGGCCAGAUCAAGCCCGCAUGGACAUUAGGCUGGCCAAGACCCUGGUCCUGAUCCUGGUGGUUUUGAUCAUCUGCUGGGGCCCUCUGCUUGCGAUCAUGGUGUACGAUGUCUUUGGGAAGAUGAACAAGCUCAUUAAGACGGUGUUCGCCUUCUGCAGUAUGCUCUGCCUGCUGAACUCCACCGUGAACCCCAUCAUCUAUGCUCUGCGGAGCAAGGACCUGAGGCAUGCCUUCCGGAGCAUGUUCCCCUCGUGUGAAGGCACCGCGCAGCCUUUGGAUAACAGCAUGGGGGACUCGGACUGCCUGCACAAGCAUGCCAACAACACGGCCAGUGUUCACAGGGCUGCGGAAAGCUGUAUCAAGAGCACGGUCAAGAUCGCCAAGGUGACCAUGUCUGUGUCCACAGACACGUCUGCCGAGGCUCUGUGAGCCUGACGCCUCUCUGGCAGCACAGGAAAAAGAAAUUUCUCUUUUUUUUA